AUGAUCGCUCUCCCAAAUUGGCUCCGUCUUCUGCCGUCUCGCCACCCGGAAAUCGCUUAUCUAAUCGGUGAUCGAUACGCCAUUAAACUAAGAUCAUCUUGUGAUCUUUAUCAACGUUUCAGGCACUCCGGUUACAAAUGUGCAGCAAGUCACCUUACACGUGAUCGCCAAACGGUUGGAUAAUUUUGCUAUUCAACAACGGAUGCUAGUGAUAAACUUGGUGGAGGAUUGUGAGUAAAACAAAGAAGGAAAGUGAAGAAUUGAAUUGAAAAUGUUCAGCAAACUAUCAAGGAAACACACAGCAAGUUUUUGAGCUACCUUUAAACGGGGUCGACGUAGAAGAUCUGGUUUCCAAUCGAGACAGAAAAAUAAGUGAGUAACAACCCCAGGCGGUUUUGUAAAUUUGUAUGAUGUCAUUUUUUAUGUUCAGAUCAACUGGAAAGCGCAUUACGCAACACAUUCCGAGGUAGAAAUGUGAACCCGUAUAUUGCGGACAUCCGCCCAAGAUAUCUCAUUCCACGGGGAAAAGAGCACAUCUUCAAGAACAGUGUCGGGUGAGAAAAUCCAUUCUUUUAAUUUUAUUUUGACCGUUUUUCAGAACUGUGGUGGACAUUGGAACACAACAAAAGUUCUAUCCUGGCACAUUUUCAAUUGUCAGAAAUCUGCAGACUACACCAGAGUUCUGUUCGAGACCGUCAUCGGUGGUGAUGAAUAAGUACUUUGCCCCUGUGUUUUCAGUUGACUGGUGCAAUGUUUUAAUAGUAAGGAAUACGGAACACAAGUCAGAGAAUUGUGUUUUGAUUUCAGAGAAAUGUGUCCGCAAUCAUUGAUGAAGAUGAUAGCGAGGAAUCUAUUAAAAAGAAGGUUACUCUCGAUAAGUCGGAAUCAAAGGAUAAAGAAGUGAGCUCAUACUUUUCGAAUCAUAGAAACAGUUGUUUUGACAGCAAUCAAUCGAUCGACCUGAACCGCCACCACAAGAAAUCUACGGUUACAGUGGAUACAACUUCUUCAACAGUGUCAUCCUGUUCCCCGCCAUUGCAAUCAUCUGUGUUAUUCUCAUUUUGGUACUGACUAUGAUAGUGAGUCUCAUUUUUUUGGAAACAGAGAAGGGCAGAAAUGGCGAGACUACAAAACUUCUGGGUAACUUAUUCAGCCUCGUCUUUUUCCAUUCAAAAUCUGUUUUUGUUGUAGUGAAACCAUGGAGGAGUACGUCAGUGUCUGCCAAAACCAGAAAAAGCUGCGAGAACUUUCGAUCCAGCGUCAGUUGCUCAGUAUGGGAUCAGAGACCAACUCGGGCACUCCAACCGGUGAGCGAAUCAUCGUAGUUUGUUAUCAUAGUUUGUGUCCAUAUCAGGAAUCCAUUCCUACUUGCAAACAAGAAGCAGAGCACCAAGCACCAUUGCCAGAUUCAGUAAGAGUGCGAGUCGCCUGAACGAUAGAGGUAUUUCGCAAUUAUUCAGGGUUUUCGCAGUUUUUUUUUGAUUUUUGAUUUCAGAGGAUACAGUUGAAGUUCUCCCGUCUAUUGAUCACGUUCCAGUUGGAAAGCAAACAGUAGCGGAAGCGGCAAAACAGUGUGGAAGCUCUCUCCAUCUCUACAGAAACCCCCUGAGUGACGAGAGUGACGAACACGAGACUGAGAGCUCUGAGGAUGAAAACUAA
Messenger RNA from Caenorhabditis sp. 36 PRJEB53466, 1659 nucleotides. Lineage: Eukaryota; Metazoa; Nematoda; Chromadorea; Rhabditida; Rhabditidae. The record is from the annotation of a GenBank genome assembly.